AUGCUGUACUCAGAGACAGGCGAUGCGGAUCGCAGAUCGCAGAUUGCAGAAGAAGUCCGGAUCUGUGCUCUGCUUGUGCAUCCAAAUAUCUGCGCUUUCUAUGAGGCUAUACAGGACCCAGAGUCAAAUAAGACAUUCAUUGUUCUCGAGCUAGUCCGUGACGGAAACCUCGACCAGUACGUUCGCAAGAGGUCGGAAUCGUCGCAAGCGAUCGGUAUCCGCGUGGCUCAAGGUAUCACCCGGCAGAUCUGCAGUGCCGUCAAGUACAUGCACGACAUACUGAUUGUACAUCGCGAUCUGAAGCCCAUGAACAUCCUCCUUGACAGCUCUACGUCGCCGGUCCCCGUGGUGAAGAUCACCGACUUUGGUCUGUCUAAGCAUAUGAUCAACGCCGACCCUCUCAAAACUAUAUGUGGUACUCCCGACUAUGUCGCGCCUGAAGUAACCAGCAGCUGCUACGGCCCUUCUGUCGACUCGUGGAGCAUUGGGGCUAUAGUGGUAUUUAUGCUGACUCGGUCAACCCCAUUCGUGUGGACUACUCUGAAGGGAAGGAGUCUCUGGGAGAAUAUGGCUUGCCGGAGGGUCGAACUCAGUGAGCUCGAGAAAGAGGUUGAUGGAGACUAUGCUUGUUUGGACUUUGUGCGCCGACUACUUCAAACCUCACCUGCUACGAGGAUGCGCCUGAGUGACGCCGUCCAACAUAUUUGGUUGCUGUGA
Peniophora sp. CBMAI 1063 is the source of this 717-nucleotide messenger RNA. Lineage: Eukaryota; Fungi; Basidiomycota; Agaricomycetes; Russulales; Peniophoraceae. The record is from the annotation of a GenBank genome assembly.